This is a messenger RNA of Drosophila melanogaster (fruit fly), 2923 nucleotides long. RefSeq names its product accessory gland protein 36DE (gene Acp36DE). The transcript is spliced from 2 exons. Gene Ontology annotation, biological process: signal transduction. Gene Ontology annotation, cellular component: extracellular region. Lineage: Eukaryota; Metazoa; Arthropoda; Insecta; Diptera; Drosophilidae. Bases 7 to 2745 code for a protein of 912 amino acids. The record is from RefSeq and is marked reviewed.
CCAAAGAUGUGGACUUUGACGUGCCAACAGUUUAUUGCCCUAAUUCUCCUCGGCACUUUGGUGCCCAGUGAGUCUUUUUUGUGCAAGCAUUGCUUCAGGAAAAAUCUUGAAAAAGUUCACGAAUCGUUUAGGGACAUUCUUAGUCCUCCGAUAUUUGGAGUAAACCCACAGCCAUUGAUUGAAGUGCAGCAACCGAAAGUGACCCCAAAGCCCGAGUCUUCACAAGUGAUUCACGUACAUCAACCACAAGUGAUACUUAAGCCUAUCUACUAUCCAAAAGUCGAUACUAUUUCUACGAAAAAUCAGAUAGGAAUACAUGGGCCGUACAGUCAGUAUCCAUCCCUCCUGCCGUCAGCCAAUUUACUUGGAAUUCCAAAUCAACAACUAAUUAAUGCACAAGACGUGCUCUCAGACAAAGAUCAGAAACAGACGCAAGUUCAGAACAAUAACUUACAUAUUCGAUUCGGUGUGUCAGCACUAAGAGAAGGAAGAAAUAAUCCUAGUUUGGAAACGAUUUCUCGGGAUAAAGUAGAUAAAAUAUCACCUGCAUUGCAGUUGCAACUGUUGAGAUAUGCAGAUUCUCAGUCGCAAUCCCAGACGCAGUCACAAUCUGCCUCACAAUCUGAAUCAAAUGCAUCUUCACAAUUCCAGGCACAGGAGCAAAGCAAUCGACUGUUGGAAAACCCACCUGUUUCAGAAUCUCAGUCACAAUCAGAGUCACAGUCACAGUCCGAGUCACAGAAGCAGUCACAGUCGCAGUCACAGCGACAGCAACAGAUACAGACGCAAUUGCAAAUACUGCGACAGUUGCAACAAAAGUCAAAUGAGCAAUCUGCCGCACAAUCUGCUUCUCAGAUUCAAUCGCAGAGGCAAUCGGAUUCUCAAUCCAACUUACAAUUACAAGAACAAUCACAAUCGCAGUCAGAGCAAGGUAAGCCAAUCCAGUCACAAAUUCAAAUUCUUCAAGGGCUGCAGCAAAAAGAGUUAGAUGACAAAUCUGCAUCACAGUCGCAGUCCGAAUCCAAGACACGGCAAGAGCAACAAAAACAGUUGAAUUUGCAACAACUUGAGGAGCUAUCGUCUUCACUAUCACAGUCACGGCUAGGGCUGGGACAGCAAAUCCAGUCACAGCUACAAAAGAAUCAGUUGGAUAAGCAAUUUGCUUCACAGUUUCAGUCACAAUCCAAGUCACAGCUGGAGCAACAAAUGCAAUUGCAAUUACAAAGCCUUCGGCAACUGCAGCAGAAGCAAUUAGAUGAGCAAUCUGCUUCACAGUCGCAGCCACAGUCACAGGUAGCGCAACAGAUCCAGUCACAUUUGCAACUUCUUCGAUUACUGCAAUCCAGAUUGAAGACGCAGUCGGCAUUGAAAUCAGAUUUAGAACAACAAAUCCUUUUGCAACUAAAGAAACUUACAGAAGUGCAACAGAAACAGUUGGCUGAGCAACCCACCUUACGACCCAGUUCAAAAUCACAGUCGCCUGGGCAGCUAGAGCAGCAAAUUCUGUUACAGCUGCAAAAUCUUCUACAGUUUCAGCAGAAUCAGCUAAAAUCAGAUACACAAACCCAAAGCCAGUUGCAAGAGUCAAAAUCUAACUCACUGUCACAGUCACAGUCACAAUCGCAGGAGCAGUUACAGUUGCAGCGGGAUCAGAAUCUUCGGCAAUUGGAACAAAUAAAGUUGGAAAUGCAAAAUAUUCGAGAGCUGCUGCAGAAGGGCAAGUCUGAGCUACAAACCCAAUCGGACUCUCAGCGACGUAUACAUGAGCUAUACCAAAAUAUUCUGCAGCUAAAUAAGGAGAAGUUGAGCUACCAAUUGAAACAGUUAAAACUAAAAGAAUUGGAAGACCAAAAGAAGUCGCAGGCAGAAAUAUCAAAGGGAAGUAACCCAUCCAAUCUAUUUAUUAUCGGACAAUUGCCUUCCGAAGGAAAGCCAGCUCCUGGAAAUCAAGGUCCUUCAAUUGAGCCUAAGCUGGUCCCCCAACCCGGUUCACUGGACAAAUUGCCAUCAGGCGGAGGGCUAAUUGGCAAGCCAGCUUCAACAGGACUGUAUAUUUUAUCGCCGGAUUUCAAUGAUUUGUCGGAUUACCGAGAUCAGUUUCGUCUACAGCAAGAAUUAAAAAAGCAUCAAAAUAUAUUGAGCCUUUUGCAGCGUAGACAAAAUGAUAUUAAAAAACAACAAAACGCACAGCUGUUGCUAGGACAACAACAGAAGGAACAACAAGCUCAGGAAUCAAUCAAUAAACAACAGUCCUCAUCUGCUGGCUCUAGUUCUCAGACCAAGUUACAGCAAGAUAUACAAAGUACUGGAGCUCAAGGCUCACAGCAGGGUCUUCAAGCUGGAUCCACUGGCCUGCAGACUAGUUCCCUACAAGGCACAGAAAGUUCUGCAUCUCAAAGCGCCGCUCUUCAGCGAUUGAAGGAGCAGGAACAACUGCGAAUUCAGACGGAAAAUGAUCAGAAAACCUCUUCUUCAAGCUCGCACAGUAACUCACAAAACUCGCAGAGUUCGUCAUCACAGUCAUCGCAGGCAUCACAGUCUGAAGCACAACGACAGGAGGCUGGCAAUCGAAAUACCUUGCUACUAGAUCAAUCGAGCUCCAAGACUCAGUCGGAGUCGAAGUCCGAGUCGUCGUCUCAAUCAUCGUCACAUUCAUCGUCGCAGUCAACGUCGAACUCAUCUUCAAACGUUCAAUCGAAACUACAAGGAGAAAGCCAAGCGCUGCUAAACAAUUUGUCAGGUUAAGUAGUUAACCUUAUACUUCUCACAGUACUGACAUGGGCGAAGAGCAGCCUUAUUCAGAUGUUAAUCAAAAAGAGGAAAUAAAAUAAUUGUUCUUUCAUUUAAAAACACGAAACUUCUUUAUGCGCUUUUUGUUUUAAUAGAUAUAUGCAGGAACUUUUUUUUCAUAUAUGUAUUUAUG